AUGUUGGAACUGGCAGACAGUAACGGUGAUAUCUGUGACCCUAGGCUAUCUGUUUCCAAAUCCAUCAUAUCUUCUCCCUGUGGAAUCAGUACAGCAGCGCAAGCUAUCCGGCAGGUGCUCUCAUCUCAUUACAGAAGCCAGGCCCGUUCCUUCUCCGAUGGCCACCGCCGUCACCAUACUCUUGGCCCCUUGAUGGGUUCUUCUCGUUACUCCAACACACUGAUCUCAUGA
Molecule: messenger RNA, 231 nt
Organism: Heterobasidion irregulare TC 32-1
Lineage: Eukaryota; Fungi; Basidiomycota; Agaricomycetes; Russulales; Bondarzewiaceae
Exons: 2
Coding region: 1-231 (76 amino acids)
Source: RefSeq, a predicted model, not a curated record